Messenger RNA from Thecamonas trahens ATCC 50062, 1478 nucleotides. RefSeq lists its product as uncharacterized. The coding region runs from base 119 to 739 and encodes 206 amino acids. Lineage: Eukaryota; Apusomonadida; Apusomonadidae. The transcript is spliced from 2 exons. The record is from RefSeq and is a predicted model, not a curated record.
CCAGUCUCGCCCACUUUUUGCACGGCCAUGUCGCCGCUGAUCCGACUCAUGCGCACGAGAAGCAAACCUCAUCGUCGCACACCUCACCACCCGUCUCGCAUCCCUCGCCUCCGCCUCCAUGGGCAAUCUCGACCCCGAGGAGCACAUGCUGGCCACCAUGGGCCUCGGCUGGAUUGCCCUUCCCUGUUGCGCAUCCGCCCUUCUUGCUUGCACCUUUGUUCAUCUGGUAUUUGACUCGCUAGUGCUGGAUGACCAGUUUACGCAGGCCUCGGCCGACAUUGUCUCGUUCUUCUAUGCCCAUGUAAUGGCCUCGCUUAGCUACCUCGGCCUCUUGCUCCUGCUCUACUUCGCUCUCGUCGUCGGCUCGCUGUUCAAGGCGCUCGUCAUUCCCACACGCAUCAACUACGUGGCCCUUGCUCUCCUUGCGCUUCCGCUCUCACGAAUGUAUGCGCUAGGCUCACAGGUUGCGCUUCUCGGCAACUCGCAGACCAUGCCUGUCUCGUUGGCCGACCAGGCCUCGGCUGCCCGCAGCGUCAUGUACGAGCACGCCGCUGUCGCCGUAACCCUCAUUGCCUAUCUUGCCCUCCAGGUAGCUUCACUUGCUAACGACGGUCGUCUCCGUAUGGACUGGAACGUUGCUGGUUACCGUGUCCUCGUCAAGCAGAUGCGCCGCUACAUCCAAACAAGCAUUCCGCGGCCCAUCGCAACUGCCAGCAGCGGCCACCCCAAGCACGACUGAUCGUGCUCGCGUCAGGACGACUCACUCGAGCUUCGCGAACUGUUCUCCGCUGACGAUGACCGUGAGCACGAGAGCACCAGCGACGAACUGUACCGUUUGGCGCUCUUCGAGCUCGAGCUCGAGUUGCGUGUCACCGUCGAGUCGGACGACGAGCUCGAGCUCGAGCUCGAACUCGCGCUUGACAGCACCACCCCUGUGCCCGGCCGUCCCGUCGACGCAACCGCUUCACCAUGCGACUGUUGCGCCGCAGCCAGUGAGCCGCCGGUCCGCAACGGUGAUGACAUCGCCACCCCGCGUCGCUGCCUGCCCGUGUCGCUGUGGCCCUGUCUGCGCCGUCGCCGCGUGUUGCGGCGGACGGCCCAGUGCCCGUCGCCGGGAUCUCCGUUCUCGGCGCGCAUUCGCUGACUUAGCGCCGAGUUGACCACCGCGCGUCGCGCGAGUGACUUGCGUGUCUUGCGCGUGUUUUGAAGCUCCAGCGCUCUCAGCGGCGACUGAAAAAUCGGAAGCGUCGCCCGGUCCAAUGUCGGUGUCAGUGACGGAUCCAGGGACCGCCGCCGCUUGCGUGACAGCACUGGCAUUGCGUUCUCAGCCGCCGUCCGCAAGAAUGGCUCCAGAUCCUGCCCGUGUGGCAGUCCAAGGUUGUGGAGCACAAUCGCCGCCGGCACUACAGUCGCCGCAUGCCGGCUCGCCGCAAGCAAGUGCGUCACGCCCGACGCAUUAAACCGCCGCUUGCCAGUCG